AUGUAGAACAAUAAUAAACAAAUUAGAGAAUCUUGGAAAAUGUCAUUAAUCAAUAAAUUUGGUUUGACUUAAGUCAUUGAACAUAAUCUCAUUUUUUAACCUCCCAAACCUAAUUAUCAUAUUAAAAAUAGCUAAGAUUUUAAUGGUUUACAAUUCAGUGUGGAAAUUAAUGGUAAUUGGAAUGAUUUAAAUAAAUUAUGCAAUCUCCAAUAUAGAGUUUCCAUCUUAAAGGAAGUUUAAAAUAAUGUAACUGUAUCAUAUGUUCCUAUAAUUCAUUAUUCAUGUAAUUCAGAUAGAGUAAUUAUUUUAUCUCAUAGCAAUGCUAUAGAUUUAUUCUUAGCAUCUAAAUGGGGUGCUAAAAUAUGUGAAUUAUAUUAAGUUGAUGUAAUGUGUUAUGAUUAUUCAGGAUAUGGAAUUACAAAAAAAACUAUGAAACCAUCAGAGUAUUAUCUUAUUAUCUAAUAGAUUGGGUAUUUCGAGAGAUCUCUCAAAUGUUGUGGCUCUGGCUUAAAAUUAAUAUAAUUACAUAUUCUUAUGGGGAUUUUCAAUUGGUUCUUAUCCAACUGUUGAUGUUGCAACAUAAUUCUAACUUUCUGGAAUCAUUCUAUAAGCUCCAUUAGCAUCAUUGGGAAGAAUUAUAGACAAUAGAAAUUCUUUUUAUUCAGAACAUGAUAAAUUUUCAAAUUAAUCUAUCAUCAAUAAAAUCACUGCUCCUAUCUUGAUCUUUCAUGGAACCAAGGAUACAAUAAUAAAAAUUAAUCAUUCAGAAUAAUUAUCUAAAUGUUGUUAGAAUUUAUUUGCAUUCAUAAAAGUAGAGGGAGCAAAUCACAAUGAUAUUGGAAUUGCAGCUGAAACUUAAGAUUCAGAUGUAUAUAAAUCUAUAAAGUAAUUAUUACAUAAUUAAAACAUACUUCCAAUAAAGAAAGUGUUUGAAUUAUCAUUAAAAUUUGAUAAUUUAAUUAUUAUUGAUUAAAUUGGAGAAUAAAAAAUAUAUUAAAGUAAUCUACCAUCUUAAAUUAAGAAAGAAAUCAAUAAAAAACAUGAUAAAUAAGGUUGUUCAUUAUUUUGUACAAAAUUUUGA
Paramecium pentaurelia is the source of this 1081-nucleotide messenger RNA. The record is from the annotation of a GenBank genome assembly. NCBI's taxonomy places the organism in Eukaryota, Ciliophora, Oligohymenophorea, Peniculida, Parameciidae.